Messenger RNA from Hypoxylon trugodes, 2049 nucleotides. RefSeq names its product heterokaryon incompatibility protein-domain-containing protein. NCBI's taxonomy places the organism in Eukaryota, Fungi, Ascomycota, Sordariomycetes, Xylariales, Hypoxylaceae. The transcript has a single exon. Bases 533 to 1660 code for a protein of 375 amino acids. The record is from RefSeq and is a predicted model, not a curated record.
ACGCGCCACCCGCCCACCCCAGGGCUAUGAUUGCGAUAUAUAUUUAUAUGAUAUAUAUUUAUAUAUACGUGAGGGUGCAGGCUGCAGUCCCACACUCAAGGUCCCCGACUCUUGGUUAAGUACAUCCUCGUGAAUGUUACUACUCCAUUAAAAUAUAUCCUAAUGGGUAUGGGAGCCUAACCAACUACCCCCCAAUAGCACUUCACAGCAAAAUCAUCUAACAGCGCAAUACCUUCUAAUAGUUAUUAGCUAGUCUCUAAUUAGCCAACAGGGUUUGAAGAUUACCUGCGUUCAAGGCCUUGAGUUAGUGCGAAUUGCACAGCUGGGAGGGAAAUUCAGGUGGCAACCUCGUAAUGUGGCUUAAAAUGGCUUGCGGUAAUAGGCCUAGAAUGAGAGGGGCUGGAUUCCGUCGUGUGAACAACUGAAGACAAACCUUCCGAUUCCUAUAUUCCCAUAAGCUAGCUGUUUUAUAAACUACAACGUUUCAUCGACUGAAGAGUGAUACCCGCGACUCCAAGUCAACUUGUUUCAGAUGGCGCAGUUUACAUACACCUCCGACACUGAUUCUCCAACUACCACUGACGAUGAUGACUCCGAACUUGAUGUCUUGAAUCUUCACUUAGGUGAUCCCACGAUCCCACCGAAUAUAAGGGAAAAUAAACUAUGCCGACGAUGCUCCCAAAUCUAUUCCACGAGCCAUUUCGACUCCGCUCGAUUCCACCCAGUCGACAAAUUAGCCACUCGCAGAUGUUUCUUCUGCCAAUACAUCUUUCGUAUGUCAAAUAUAGAACCUAAACUCUACGAGCGAAUACCCACCAACGAAUACGCAGUACUAGAUGCAGCACCUUCUGAGUAUACCUUAAGGAUCGGAGAAAGGGAGCAGGCUUCGAUUUAUUCUGAUGAACAUAACCCCACCAGAAUCAGAUUUACACCAUCAAUCAUUGGCUCCGAACCCUUAUCGCCAGAUUUAGUCCGUGGCUGGCUGGCAAAGUGCGAAAGCCAGCAUACGAGUUGCAACGCCGCCCCGAGUUCCAGGAUAGUUAAAAUCAACCUCAUUGACGUAGAUCGUCUCUGUAUAAUCAGCGACUUCACGUCUGCUCGAUAUAUAGCGCUAAGUUACGUUGUCGGUGGCCAACCUAGCCUUCAACUUACGACAAAAAACACCACCCGACUUCGCAAAGAAAACGCCUUAGCCCCCGAUGCGCUCAACGAGACCUAUAGGCCAAACAUUGCAAAAGUUGUGCAAGAUGCCAUUACACUAGCAAAAUCCAUAAAUGAAAAGUUCCUUUGGGCUGAUUGCCUUUGCAUCGUCCAAGACGACGCAGUAUCGAAACACGAUCAAAUUAUGAGUAUGGAUAUUAUCUAUAGUCAAGCAAUCCUGACUAUAGUGUCCGUCUCAGGAACAGACUUGAACUGUGGCUUACCUGGCAUCCGACCGGGCUCAAGACGGCCCCUAGAUUUAACUGUGGAAGUGAAUGGAAAUAGGCUUCUAGCACAACCGCCUGAUCUCCGGCAGAUAUUAGCUGCCUCGCCUUAUGACUCUCGGGGAUGGACCUUCCAAGAACGAAUUUUAUCUCCUCGAUGUGUAUACCUCUGUAACUGGCAGGCCUACUUUCAGUGUCAUACCAGUAUCCAAUCAGAAUACAAUAGCGCACCAUAGGGUAUCGACCUCUACAUGGGAUUAGGCCAAAUGUCAGUUUGAACGGCACUAUCCAGAUGUUCGAAAGAUAUACCAAAUUGGUGGAGGAAUAUACAAGGCGCCACCUAUCAUGGGAAGAGGAUAUAUUGAACGCUUUUUCAGGUAUCUCGUCCGCUUUAGGACGCUAUCACCAAACACGAUUUAUAUGCGGUAUACCGACUGACGCCCUGGAACGGGCCCUUCUCUGGGCACCGAGCGAGUCGCGCAAGCCUCGCCCUGUCCUAAAUCGAAGGGAGGGAAUUCAACUCCCAACAUGGUCUUGGGCUGCUUGGGAUGAGGCAAUAAAUUAUCAUGCGAUCAAUCACCCAACAUUCGCCAGCUUAUCCUCCCGCAUGGGUAAGGUCAAGCUU